This is a messenger RNA of Anguilla anguilla (European eel), 3295 nucleotides long. It is a transcript of the gene insig2, whose product is annotated as insulin induced gene 2. Gene Ontology annotation, biological process: cellular response to insulin stimulus; cholesterol biosynthetic process; SREBP-SCAP complex retention in endoplasmic reticulum. Gene Ontology annotation, cellular component: endoplasmic reticulum; SREBP-SCAP-Insig complex. The record is from RefSeq and is a predicted model, not a curated record. Bases 961 to 1410 code for a protein of 149 amino acids. The transcript has 6 exons. Lineage: Eukaryota; Metazoa; Chordata; Actinopteri; Anguilliformes; Anguillidae.
UGUAUUUAGUCGCUGUCAGGUGGGGGAGGUGGUUACCUUUAUUCUGUAAGGAAUAAAAAAGUCAGGGAGUGUUCGGUGUGAUGUUCUGCUCCUAAAGUUUUAGCGCUAGCCUUACUAAAGCCUAGCUCUGCGUGUGCUAGGUGUGUCCAACUAUAGCUUUUCCCCAGGUCCUUUUCAGGUAUUUGUUUUUCUAAGUAAAAUGUAGCCUAUUAUUCAUUUAAAGCUUUUAUUGGAAACUCCUUUCAUGUGCACCGUCCUGUGUGCCCUCUAAAGUCAAGUAAAGUCCUCAGCUGGGAUGUCAAGGGUGUAAUUAAAUCUUUAAGCUUUGUGGUUUGAGGCAAGGAUCUAUUUGCAUUGAUACAAAAUGUUGUUUUCUUUUCGGCUGAAAUAUCUAAAAGAUAACCAUUCCCUGAUGUGAUAAAAUGAAAGCUGUGCCACUCCACAGUCUUUGAGCAGUUAUUGGGUGGGUGGCAUGGCUUAUUUUCGUUGCUUUUCAUUUGAAUGAUAGCCUCGGACUAUUUUCUGUUCUGUCCUUUUUUAUAACCCCCCUGACAUUUACAGCAUAGGGUAGACAUAAGUAACAGUUAAUGCUGAAAAAGACAGAUCACACACACAAACACACACACAUACUCACACAGACCUCCCCUUUUGUAAUUUACACAAAUUUUUUUUGUGUGUGCAUCUCCACGCCAAUGCCAAGUGUGCCAUCUUGUUCCCUGACCUUGGGAGAAGGAGAGGCUUGGGCUCGUUCCAGUGCGGGACGAGGGGUCUGAUCUGCUGGAAAGGCAUUCCUGAAUCGAGAGCACCUGCCAGGGAGGGACAGCUGGAGUCUGACUCUUCACUGUCCUGUUGCAUCUGAAACGGCUCCUCGCUACCCCCAUGGCCCUUCAGUCUUCUCUCCCUGUCUAAAGACUUGGCGGCUCUUCCACCGUUUUGCAUAAUUAUCUCCAUCCUGUCCCGAUGCAUCGAAAAGCAGCGAUGGUGGGCCUGCUGUACCCCUGCAUUGACGGUCGCCUGGGCGGGCCCCACGGGUUCAAGCGCGAGUGGUCCAGCGUGAUGCGCUGCAUCGCCGUCUUCGUGGGCAUCAACCACGCCAGCGCCAAAGUGGAUUUCGCGAACAACUUCCAGCUGUCGCUCACCCUGGCCGCCCUGUCGGUGGGGCUGUGGUGGACGUUUGACCGCUCGCGCAGCGGAUUUGGACUUGGCGUCAGCAUCGCCUGCCUCGCCACCCUUGCCACCCAGCUGUUGGUGCACAACGGAGUUUUUCAGUAUACUUCUCCAGAUUUUCUCUACAUACGCUCCUGGCUACCAUGCAUCUUCUUUGCUGGAGUAAUAACCAUGGGAAACAUAGGACGUCAGCUUGCAAUGUAUGAAUGCACAGUUGUUCAGGAGAAGACUCAUGAAGACUAAUGAAGCUGACAUCAUCAACCUUUAACUGCAUUUUUUACUGGGUAUUUGCCAAAUUGCAAACGGGUGUAUGUAUAUAUAGUUUCUUCACUUGGUCUGAAUAUGUGAAAUUGCAAGAAGUGUGUGUGUGUGUGUGUGUGUGUGUAUGUGUGUAUGUGUGUGUGUGUGAAGGAGAGAGAGAGAAAGAGCAAGCGACUGAGAGCGUGUGCCAGAAACUACAAUGCAAUCUGUGAUUGCAGCUUUACAAUGUAAAAUGAUGUAACAACUCUGAAAGGUUUCUGACACUUUUGGCUGCAUGUUGCCAAACAGACUUUCAGGAGACAUUCAUUCAUCUGGACUUGUGCACAACACAUACUGUAGGGAGGCUGAGCUGUGCCCUCUGUUGGUAGGCUAUACCUUGUUAUAUAGGAUAUAUGCUUUCUUUACAAUAUUCUGUUUAGCGUUGUAGGUCUUUAUUUGAUGAAUAUAUAAGAAUAAUUUAUUUCACAGUGUAAAAUGGGGCGUUGUAUUCCACCUGGCACAAUAACAAGGCAAUGUGUAUAGCCUCUCAGGUUACACUCAAAAGACUGGAUAUGUGAUUAAUUGGAAUUCUGGUGUUCUAUAACUUCUGGUCGCAAUAAUUUCUCAACAUAAAAAGCAUCAAAAACUAAAAUAUGAACUACUUAUUAUUAUUAUUGUUUUAUUGAUUUUAAUCGCAGUACACUUGUCACAGGCAGUGGUAAAUACAAUAAAAUAUGCAUAAUAAUAAUAAUAAUAAUAAUCUCACAUGUGCAUCUGACAGGCUGCUCAACUUCUCUAACUCCCACAGUUCCACACAAAUGUUUAGAUCACUUGAAGACCACUCAGAUCAGGGGGUCUGGUCAUUAGGGAUACAGGAGGAGGCGGGGCUUCGUUUGUGUAGGUAUGCAGCCAGUCACAUCAGCGUGAAAGGAAUCCAUUUGAUGUAAUUAGCUCAUUAACUUAUCUGAAAAUCUCAUCAUUUUAACAUGUUCCACUUUUUUAAUAAUGAGGUUAAUCAGUAGAGAGGAAUGACGUUUAAAGAAGACACUCUCGCAUGUUUAUAAAAGGAUAGUGUUUUUAUGUGGAACUUGAACGAUAAUUUAGCCCUUGCAUGGUAAGUAUUAGCUCAUGCAAAUAUUAGCUUUUUUCUAAACACAAACAAUGUAUAAAAAAAUGACUGGAGGCCAUCUCGCCAGGAGAGAUGCCUGGGUCCGCUGCAGUUCUUUAAGAGUGAAGAGGGGCCUUUGUCAAUUAGAGAACUUUUAAUUUCCACUUCAUUCUUUCAAUUCCAUGAUGUUUCGGAAAGGAUGGAGGCUUUAACUGAUGAUUGUUUUCUAAUGAUUUUUCUCCAUUAAGAGAAAGGGUUUUGUGUAAAUAUCUCUAGGUGCUAAGGUGCUAAUAUUAGGUUUGGGAUGAAAUGGGUUGUGUGAAGCACUUAUUUUGUUAGAAUGCUGUGUCAAAUGAAAUUUGAUUGAUUGCUGAUAGACUAGUUUUGGUUAUUUUAUUAUUUCCCUGUGCGUGGGCAGGUGAUACUUUUGUUUGACCUGGCACUUUUAAGUUCCACAAUCAGACUUGUAGAAUGAAAAAAAACUUGUGUUGACUGAUUCCCCAAAGUGCUGAGUGAAAUUUCAAACUCACGUUAUCCAACCAAAUAUCAAGACAAACCAAUGUAAUGUGAAAUAUUGAAAAAUAAAUAUUCUUAUAAGAGAAACAUACAUGAAAAUGACCCCACAAUUUUUUUAUGGACCCCAUACCAGUUUGUGCUCAAACAUCAAAUAUGCCUAUUGCUUGUCGUUUUUAUGCAGUUUAAAAACAUUUCUUGUAAGUAAUGUGACCUGAAGACCACUGAAAUGGACCUUGAAACGAAUUAAAAAUAACUGAAAUUUGA